UUACUAACAGUUCUUCAGUUUAUUUUUGGAAACUUAUUUGCAUAAUUUAAAAGAAAGCAGAGACUUUUUCCCGCUGACAGCUCAGCGUCUCUGGAAGUCGAUAUCUGCUUGCUAGCGGUUACAACCGUAAGAUCAAUUCAUAAUAUUGUACGUGCGUAAGUGGAAACACAUACUUUAUAAUGUUUCAAGAUAAUAAUUGCGCAAAAUAUAAGUUUUCAACGUUAUGCGGCAUUCCGUAUUUUGGUUGCUAUGGCAACGAGAUCCAUUGUGGUGUACCUGAAGAAAAUGUAACGGAAAUGCAUGUUGUGCAAUCUUCACUGUGACACCGGUUACACUUUCCGAACAACAAUGAUACAAGAAUUAAAUAUGGUUACUUAAGUGUGAUAUAUCAAAUGUGUUAUUUCUAUUGGAUUUUCAUAGAUGUAUAAAAUGGAUACACGAGAAGUAGCGUCCAGAAAGUUUGUAAGACAGGCGUAUGGUAUCGUCUCAUUGUUACAGAUAUGUUUGGGAAUAUUGCUCAUUGUAUCUGGGCUUUUAGCCUUGCAGUUUACAGAAGAUGAAUUCCACAUAUCAACGCCUCCAUAUUUCAUUGGUGCUUUCCUUGUCGGGGCUUUGGUCGUAAGUGCAGGUAUCUGCUCACUUUAUGUUUACGCCACAAAAGCUCCACUAAGAGACUAUUAUUUCCUAGAAAUGACGGCAGCUAGGCGUAUACAGAGAGCUGUCACCGGAAAUACUGUUUCCUCUAUUCUUUCAUUACUGGGUUGUAUUCUUGGAUUGUUUGUGUGUGUUGUAUUCGCCGUCGGCCCCUGUGACACAGAUAUGUGGUUUUCAAAGUGUAGUUUCAAAGCAAACAAAACAGAACAUCGAGCAUUGGCAGUGUUUAUUACAAUAUUUCUGUGUUCAUGUACGAUACUUUCAAUAUAUGCAUCUUUAAUGUCGUGUAUCCACGGAUGGGUAUUUGAUUUUGAAGCAUGCGCAGUUCAAACGCGCAGCCGGAAACAAAAUGGCGAAGAACGUAGCGCUAGUCGACCAAACUCUACAUUUCAACCAUUGCCAAUGUUUGAUAUUGAAGAAAAUGUUCAAACGCCGGAUGAGGGACCGACUGCAAACAAUUACAAAUCAACAUCGUCGUUUAAACAAACGCACGAUGGACGCCAUCUUUCAGAGAGCAGCAACGAAGAUCAGCACAGCCAUACGAGGAAGCACGUGACAGGCCAACAGCCGCCAUCUUACGUUGCUGUACUGAAUGACCCUGCAAUGAAAAAGAAGUUAAAAGAACGAAACAGUCGACUGCAGGAUCAAUGAGUUCCACAAUGAAUUCAUAAACAUGUAUAUCAUAUCUAUAAAAAUGUAAUAUUUAUUUUUUCAUAAAUUUUAUAUCAUUAUCCUUGUAGUGUGUUCACAUUAAAAAAAAGCGUUUAAUAUGUUGAUUUUAAUUGUUUUAUAACAAAAGCAUACAAAUGUUGAUAACGUUAGAACCAUGAUUAUAGUGCUUUUAUUUCAUUAGUCCUCGUUUUCUGAUAGCACUUUAAGAAAUUAAAGUAAACUUGUUGCUCAUAAACAAGAUGUAGAUUAUUUGGACAGGGUAUUUAAAGUUUCCUGUAUGAAUGGAUAUUUGGCCAGUUAUUGUUUUAUUAGCCUAGAAUCUAUAAAUUCUUAUUGAGGUAUUUGAAUACACAUGUCAUAUUUGAUUGUGAGGUUUUAUAUUAUUUAUGUAGGUCUAUACCAAUAACUUGUGUGCAAAUUUUAAGAUCAUUCUUUCACUGCUUUUUUUAUCAGUAAAAUGUUUUUAUUGUGCAAAUUGAUCUAAAAAGGAAAAGUGUUUUAAACAACGCUUUUAUCUAAAAUCAGACUCAGAAUCACAUAUAACAUCAGUUUUUAAUUAAAUUUGAGUAUAUUCUUAAUUAUUUUUUGCAUAUUUUACUAUUUAAGUGCCCCAGUUGAUUAAUGUACAAUGCUAAAGUAAAUGUUUUAGGCUUUGGGACGUCAGUGGAACUACUUAAAGUAUUUUCAUUGUUUUCCUUAUCAUUUUGUAGGCUUUAGAAAAGAGUACUGCCAAAUGUUUUUUUUUCCAGGCCCACUUUAUAUAAAAA
Ruditapes philippinarum (Manila clam) is the source of this 2093-nucleotide messenger RNA. RefSeq lists its product as uncharacterized. The transcript has 4 exons. The record is from RefSeq and is a predicted model, not a curated record. The coding region runs from base 421 to 1305 and encodes 294 amino acids. Lineage: Eukaryota; Metazoa; Mollusca; Bivalvia; Venerida; Veneridae.